Messenger RNA from Colletotrichum navitas, 693 nucleotides. RefSeq lists its product as uncharacterized. Bases 179 to 424 code for a protein of 81 amino acids. Gene Ontology annotation, molecular function: protein binding. The record is from RefSeq and is a predicted model, not a curated record. The transcript is spliced from 2 exons. Lineage: Eukaryota; Fungi; Ascomycota; Sordariomycetes; Glomerellales; Glomerellaceae.
CUUUCUUUCAAUUGAACGCAUUCAUUCUGCAAGUCAUGCCCUUUUUUUCUUUUCUCCCUACUCGCAACAACAACAACAACCAAACUCUUUGCCAAGGCGAUCACUACGAAAAACAAAACAACCCUCAACGCAAACCAAAUCCUGCAGAACUCCAAGUUGGAAUUUCCAAGGCACCACGAUGGGUUGUCUCUCUCGCUUCCCUGCCGAGAUACUUUGCGGUGUAGCCGAUGCACUCACUAUCCCUGACACCCCGACCCGCCUUGACUUACGGAGCUUAGCCCAGCUGGCCCUGGUCUCGCACAUGUGGCAUGAGAUUGCGAACCCCCUUCUCUAUAAACAUGCUAUCCUUUGGGACUGGUACAUGCUCUGCCCAGGCAGGGAAUGGAUGUCUGUUCCCCCUAACCCCAAUCAACUUUGUUGCUGACGCCGCUAGGGGCUUCUCCUACACCAUCCGGGCGGCUAUGAGCAUUGCAGACCACCGACGGCUUUUUGGACCCCCAAUGCCACAGCAACUACCUGACAACCGAGUAGGCGUGCUCAUGACCGCUGCGCUGUCGGGCGACCUUGCCCUUUUGUCGCGCCUCGCCGGCUAUGUCCCACACACACUUCAACCGCUAGAUACCGCCCAAGCCUUGUCGGCUGCAUUCUACGUCCCAGGGCUUUGCCCGAUACACGACGACGACGACGACGACG